AUGCCUUCGAAAAGUUCCGGGAAUGGGAAGCCAGCAAAGCAGACCAAUCAAAGUGGUAAGAAAAAAAAGUCUGCCGACGAUGACUUCGACUCCAUUUUAGAAGCUGCUGUCCAACAAACGAAGGCAGAGGCUCUCAAAAACCAUAAGAACAACUCAACCGGCGGCCACGCCAAGCAUGGCCUCCCUUUGGUACAUAAAAGUCUAGCCGAGGACGAGCCUGUCGUCCCCAGCUCCGCGGAUCACUCGGAGAACCCUUACCCCGCCGCUGAGCCUGGAUGCCCACGGCAGACGUGGCCGGAGCCGACGGUGCCGAUCCGGAAGCAGUUUCCCUCCGGAAAAUACCCCUUAGGCGAGAUAUGCGACCACCCCGGUGAGAUCAACGCGUUUCGCCACAGCAGUGAGGAGAAGCGAGCCCUUGAGCGGGCGACGGAGCAGGAGGUGCAGGACCUCCGCCGCGCUGCGGAGGUCCACCGCCAGGUGCGUCGCUGGGCGCAGAGCUGGAUCAAACCCGGCCUCUCCCUGAUGCUCAUGACGGAUCGCAUCGAGAAGAAACUCAGUGAGCUCAUCGAGAAGGAUGGGCUGAGCUGCGGGCAGGCCUUUCCAACGGGGUGCUCGCUCAACCACGUCGCGGCGCACUACACGCCGAACACGGGGGACGAGAAGGUCCUUCUCGGGCGCGACGACGUCGUGAAGAUCGACUUCGGGACGCACGUGAACGGGCGGAUCGUGGAUUCGGCCUGGACGGCCUGCUUCAACCCCGUCUACGACCCCCUCCUGCAGGCGGUGCGGGAGGCCACCUACGAGGGCGUCCGCCAGGCCGGCAUCGACGUCCGCCUCGGCGACAUCGGCGCGGCGAUCGAGGAGGUGAUGGAGUCGCACGAGGUCGAGCUCAACGGCACCGUCUACCCCGUGAAGUCGAUCCGCAACCUCAGCGGCCACAACCUUCGCCCGUACAUCAUCCACAGCGGCAAAAGCGUCCCGAUCGUCAAGGGCGGGGAGCAGACGCGGAUGGAGGAGGGGGAGCUGUUUGCGAUCGAGACCUUCGGGUCGACAGGACGGGGGUACGUGACGGAGGACCUGGAGUGCUCGCAUUACAUGAUGGCCCCGGGCGCCGAGACGAUGCAGCUGCGCUCCGACAAGGCGCAGCAGCUCCUGCGGCACAUCCACAAGACCUACAGCACGCUCGCUUUCUGUCGGAAGUGGCUCGACCGUGAUGGGUUUGAUCGGCACCUGCUGAACCUCAACAGCCUCGUGGACCAAGGGGCCGUGAACAAGUACCCCCCUCUUUGUGAUAUCAAGGGGUGCUACACCGCGCAGUUCGAGCAUACGAUUUUGUUGAAGCCUACCGCGAAGGAGGUGCUCUCCAAAGGCGAUGAUUAUUAA
This is a messenger RNA of Phytomonas sp. EM1, 1383 nucleotides long. NCBI's taxonomy places the organism in Eukaryota, Euglenozoa, Kinetoplastea, Trypanosomatida, Trypanosomatidae. The record is from the annotation of a GenBank genome assembly.